Messenger RNA from Aspergillus homomorphus CBS 101889, 2629 nucleotides. Its product is annotated as Kelch motif domain protein. The record is from RefSeq and is a predicted model, not a curated record. NCBI's taxonomy places the organism in Eukaryota, Fungi, Ascomycota, Eurotiomycetes, Eurotiales, Aspergillaceae. The transcript has 3 exons. The coding region runs from base 272 to 2416 and encodes 714 amino acids. Gene Ontology annotation, molecular function: protein binding.
CUUAUCCGAGGUCAUCUCCAGUCUCUAUGGCUGAUGGUAGAUGAGACAUCUGUCAAGUUGAGUUGAGUUGAGUUGAUACUGGCAAAUCGCUGAUAAUCCUCUCGCUGCUGGUCGGUAGUUCUGUCUCGCCUCUCCUUAUCUGUCCGAGGUCUCCUCCCCUAUCCUUAUCGGGGCUCUGAUGGCGCGGCAACCGUCCUCCACUAUCGCUCGGAAUAGUAACGCUUCCUCGUCCUCCAGCGACCCACUGCCUUGGCCGCAAGUUGCAAGCCCGAUGGCUUCCUUUUCAUCUACCCCCCAAAGACCGCAGAACACAUUCCUGAUGCCCCCUAGUCCGAAUGGCAGUGGCGGGCGCCGCGGGAGUGCGGAUUACCGCCCCAGCAUCCGCAAGGCGCAAGGCCAUGUACCGGCGUGCCUGGUCAAUGCCUCGGUGACGUAUUGCAACAAUGACCAGAUCUACGCUUUCGGCGGCUUCGACCAGUACACUGACGAAGUCUACAACCACGUCCUCCGCUUGAAUCUGAAUACGCUGCGCUGGGAAUUGGUUGAUAACUAUGGGGAUAUUCCCGGCGUUCGCAUGGGACAUACGGCUACCCUCUACCAAGGGGACAAGUUGAUCGUUUUUGGUGGAGAAAACGAGCACCGCGAAUACCUCUCUGAUGUUGUCAUCCUCGAUAUUCCCACCUCGACUUGGACCCAGCCGGAAAUCCGUGGACCAAUCCCGCGAGGAAGGGCUCGCCAUGCCGCUGUUAUUUACGACGAGAAGCUCUUCAUCAUUGGAGGUGUCACGGGGGAAAACAACGUCAUUCUCGAUGAACUCUGCUACUUGGAUCUGAAAACCUGGACGUGGUCUCGCAUAUGGGGCUUCACCGCUCGGUUCGACCAUAUUGCCUGGGUCUGGGGCGGCCGGCUCUGGAUCUUUGGAGGCUUGGACCCUAACAUGGAACGGACAACGGACAUCUGGUGGCUGGAUCUCAAAGACCUCCAAUCUCUGGGAAUGGCGACUUCGCAAGGUACCGUGGAUUCCCCUACAACCACCAACAGGAUGACUUAUAGUCCAGACACUAUGUUUAGUACUCCCCCGCAACAACUGGCUGGCCGGUCCAGCAGCUAUGCGGCGAAUUCUGGCAGUGUGCAGAUACGGACCCAGUCCAGGAACUCGAAUCGACGUAAGCCGAAUGCUCCGGGCGCGGUUUCAUGCCUGCGUUUCCAGUCUGGCCCCCAUGUUCCUGCCCUCUUCUCUGGAACCCACUUUCAAGCGUAUGCAUCGGGCGUACUUCUUGACCUAAUCACGCCAUCCGAGACUGUACGCACUUUUGAAUGCAAUCUAUCCUCGUUGGAACUGGAUUCUUUGCGCUGGCAGCGGCUCGCUGAUGGCCAAGAAAUUUUCAAGCCCGGUUUUAGAUGGCAUUACUGCACCGUCGAUGCGACUGGUACUAAGGCCUGGCUGCUCGGCAGCAGCCUCGACGUUGGAGCUACGCCCGGAACCAGCGAUGAGAACCAUAUGAGUGAAGUGCUGUGCAUUGACCUUGAAAGGUACGGUUUGUUGGGCAACGAACUGUCUGCCUUCUCGCCCCACUCAAACAAGAUGCACAUGGAGGAGCAGACAGGAGCUAUGCCUUUAUCUGGUAUUGGGCAAGACCUCGCUGCUGUGUUCGAUCAAUCGCCCGAGUCUGGUAGUGGAGCUGACUUCGUUAUUACUGCUAACCCCAAUGACCACCUUGAAGCGGGAGAAGCUUCGGAAGACAAUUCUGGCCCGCAGUCUCAGCCUGCGUUCCUCUCGCCCGACGCAGCCACUUCUCCACCCAUCCAUGUCCACCGUAUCAUCUUGCAGCUGCGAUGGCCGCACUUCAAGAGACUAUACUCUGCUCAAAUGGCCGAGUACCAUUCGAAGCGGAUGCACAUCCCUGAACCGUACACGGUAGUCCGCGCAUUCAUUUACUACCUGUAUACAGAUAGCAUUGCGGGUCACCCGGAGUAUUGCUCGGAUAUUAUCGACGUAGCCGGAAUGUUGGUUAUGGCUAACAUGUAUGACAUGCCGAAGCUGCGUUUGCUGUGUGUCAACCGCUUGAGCCGAGAGCUCGAUGUGGAAAACGCGGCGAUCAUCUGGGAGCGCGCGGGUCGGACCAACGAGUCAUGGUUGAUGCGACGUGCGGCGCAAUUCUGCCUUAGUCACUGGGGUCGUGUUGUCCGCACUGAUGGAUUCAAGUCCCUCAGCCGACAGAGUAUCAUCGACCUCUGCGAGGUUGUCGAUAUGGAGGGUCGCAUCAUCGCAGGACCGGAAUUGGAGCUCGUCGGAUCGCUGGGUGAGGGUUUACACAAGGGCCUGAAACCAAAUCAAUUGUCUGGCGGGGGCACUGUUACGGACAAUGUUGACGACUUUGAUGGUGAUGAAAUUGACGGAAUGGAUAUUAUCUAGACUUGGAGUUAUCGACUAUUCACAGGGGCGCUACGAUGCGGGGUGGUUUCAUUUUGAUACUGGAUUUAUUUCUUCUGUGACAUAUUGUAUACUUUCGAUUGUUUGGCACGGCGCUUUCGAUGGACAGAGGGUAGGAUGAGCAUUUGAGCAGGGAGUUUCCAGACUGAGAGUUAUUUUACAGGGUUACUUCGUUUAGCAUAUAGUUCUUUAAAG